AUGGGACGCGCUAAAGCCGCUGCAGGCACUAGAGCACGCAUGAGCAAUACCGAGGCACCAACAAACGAUGAUCCUAAUAAACGUCCUAUCACAGGCACUUGGGAUGGCAUGGACACAAAGAUGCUAGUAGACUUAAAGCAUAUCGAUGUGAAGGAGUUCAUUGCCACAUGUCGACUCACUUACACGGAUCCUGAGAACCCGAAACCAAGUCAAGGAAAACUCACAUUCAUUCUUAACAGGAAGCACUACAGCAAGACACUGUUUGAGAUAUGCGACAUCUACAAGACCAUAUCAGUCGCGCAAAGCGAAGAUAUCCAUAUUAGGAGUCCGGUUGUGCGUUAUGUUGCGAAAGUCCUCGGUAGCGUUUUGCACUUCAAGCCAGUGAUUGCAGCUGUGACAGAGACCGAGUUACCACUACUUUUCUACGGAGUCAAACAUCUACUACCCGCGUACUCAGAUCUUCCAGCUCCCGACACUAAUGUAGCUGCAGUUUUGUGUGACACCUUGGUGAAGAUGAAGAAUACUGUUCUACAUCAGCCGGGCAGAGCAUCUUCGCUGUACCUGAUUCGCACUAAUUUCACCAAGCCAGAUAGUCAAUUAUACCAAUUUUUGGGUAGAGACGGGGUUACUUAUUAUUGCAGGAUACCCAACCAGCACAUUACCUCAUUUCUCUCCGCGACGAAUCUAGCGUUCGAACCGGACGCGCAGUACCUUGUUCGUAACCCUUCCGGAGCUGUCACUAGACGACGCCAGACUGCAGCGGCCCAGCCUACAGCUGACCAUGUUGUCGGUAAUGAUGACGAUCAUGAGGAUUAUGCUGAUCAGGCACCUUCCACGCACGCCCAGCCAUACUUGCUGCUACCUGAGGAUCCAGCACCAUACCUUGUUUCAUCACCACCAGCGGGUGACGAUAUCUCCCAGCAGAUGGCAUGGAUGAUCGAAUCGACAAGGAAGAACAACAGUAUGAUGCACAGGAUGUGUAGAGCCAUUUUAAAGAUCAGGCCUUGUGUUUGCACUCGCGGAGGAGGAGUGGAUGAUGGAGACCGUGAACACCGGUCCAAGGCUACUGAGGAUCGACAUGCUGAGAGGUUGGUCCCUGCUGCUGGAGCGUCCACCUCGCAGACACCACCAGAGCAGUCCCUAGGCCAUCGGUUAGGCAGGAGCAGGAGGCAGCCAGGAGAGCAGAGCUCUAGCGAGAGCCCCACCCACCACCGUUGA
Molecule: messenger RNA, 1218 nt
Organism: Arabidopsis thaliana (thale cress)
Lineage: Eukaryota; Viridiplantae; Streptophyta; Magnoliopsida; Brassicales; Brassicaceae
Product: retrotransposon ORF-1 protein
Exons: 3
Coding region: 1-1218 (405 amino acids)
Source: RefSeq, marked reviewed